This is a messenger RNA of Ruditapes philippinarum (Manila clam), 2107 nucleotides long. RefSeq lists its product as uncharacterized. The annotation marks the transcript as partial. The transcript has 7 exons. The record is from RefSeq and is a predicted model, not a curated record. Lineage: Eukaryota; Metazoa; Mollusca; Bivalvia; Venerida; Veneridae.
UGUAUUAUAAUGUCUACGACCGGGACAGAAAAACAUUGCAGACUGUGUCUAAUGCUAAACAAAGGAGGAACAAAGGCAUGCUAUCAUCUCCUAUUAAAACGUGUUGAAGAACUUGGUCCAGUCGAUCAACAACCAUACCCAUGGACGGUCCAACAGUUUUUGGAAAGUAAACAGGAUGCAAUAAAAAAUUCGAAACUUUCAAAGGACAAGUUCAAUGUUCUUUUUCCAAGACACGGUGCCACUGAACUUACAAAAUGGGAUUUAUCCCUUUUUUGCAAAAUUCUAACAUUAUACUGCGACUUAAAACGUGUAAUCCGACUAGAUAUAGAACAAUUGUUAACACUACGGAACACUCUCUGUCACAUGAAUGAACCAAGCGUUACUGACGUACAGUUUAAGGAUUACUUAGAAACUAUACAAGUGACCGUGAGUCGAAUCAUGCAGGAUAUAAACAACCAAAUGGUGAAGUCUGAAAUAGAUAAGGACAUGGAUCAACUAGAAAAUGGACCUCUGGAUCUCAACGAAACGCUAAGGGAAAUGCGGACAUUCUAUUUAAUGGAGUUUGAUUUAAACAAAAAGUUGGAACAUGUAAUAGACGUAAAUGAAACUGUUUUGAAAAAAAUCGAAAAGCUUGACGACAGACUGGAACUCAUUUAUAGCAGGCCUGACUUGAAAGAUAGCUCAACACUAGUUGCAGCGAGAAACAAUUUCUUACUUCCCGGUAAGAUAAUUUUUUAUCGAUCGGAUAUUUUUCUGGAUCUCAUUAAUGUAAGUGAAGACGAAGAAACCAAAAUGUCCAUCGUCUUAGAACAGUUGUUUGAGGAGGAGAUCAAUAAAGACAAUGAUUUUAGAUGUAGCAUUCCUGCUGAAUCAUAUGUCAGCCUGAGGGAAGCAGUCAAAAGAACAUUUCAACUAUUCCUUUCGAAAGGCUGGAGAAUCACACAUACUAAACAUGCAUGCAUACAACUUCAUAUUAGAUGCACCAAUUUCAGAUCGCUUGCUGCCUUGUUUAGAGAACAAAUACAUGGACAUUUAGAUCACCAGCUUACAUAUCUAAACGAGGCAUUAAACGACUGCUUCAAUGGGAGAGAUUUGCGCUUAGAAACUACCAUUUAUAAAGACGAGUUCUGGAAUGUUAUAGAUAAAUCAAUUUCCUGUGUCGAAAAGUUUUUAACAAUGCACAAUAUCGACUGUGUUAACACAAAUGAUAACGAAGACAGUAUCCCCGAUGAUAGCAGACAUACUCUUUCACUAUCAGCAGAAAAAGUGAGACCCGAAAGUAGCGAAUCACCCGGAGCAAUAGGCAACAAUGACCUUGAAACUUGCCUACAGAUACUUAAAACAGGACUGAAGUCAGAAUUCUAUGCACCGCAUUUAUCUAUCAUAGCAAAUUGCUCGUCGAUUGUUGAUCAUGAAUCUUACAGUAGGUAUUUUAUUGAACAUUAUAAUGUGCUAUUAAUGAAUGAUUCUUAUGCGUUUGCCAAUAUAAUGAGAAUGUUAUCAUUGCGAAAUAUACGUUUUGCCGAAUAUGAAAAAGGCGAAUAUGUCGAGAGAAUCAUUAAAGGAUUGAGUUUGAAAGAGAUAGAGCCAACAACUGGGACACGUGUGAAACAAAAAGAACACAGUGGUGAAGAGAAAGAAAUUACGAGUCAGGCAAAAAUGGAUGUUUCACCAGCAAUACCCAUGGCGACUUCAGCAACGGAUGCGAUAGAAGCUUCUGAACUUAAUGAAAUUUAUACAAUAGAAUUUGGAAUAAUGGAAAAAGAAAUAGAGCAAACUGCCGCUCGUUUAAAUGACAGAGUUCAGAAAGUUCUUGAAACACUUUUAGGGUUAAAAGUUCCGGUGGAGCAGAUGAAGAAUCAGUCAAAGACUGCUUAUGAUCAUUUGCAUCAUUUACAACAGCUCUGUAAAGAUGAAGAACGUUUAUUGAAAGAAUGGCAACGCGAUUUUAAAGCCAGUGUUCCUUUGUGUCAAGAGGAGUUAAAGCAAAGUGAAGAAGCUGAAGAUGCGGAUAUAAAGGGUGACAAAAUAAAGUUUUCAGGAGCACACCUGACUGGUGACAAAAAGAGAAGGCACGCAAAGGAUAUGACUUUGAAAGAGUAUUAUG